This is a messenger RNA of Striga asiatica, 939 nucleotides long. The record is from the annotation of a GenBank genome assembly. NCBI's taxonomy places the organism in Eukaryota, Viridiplantae, Streptophyta, Magnoliopsida, Lamiales, Orobanchaceae.
AUUGGGCUUUCCCGUACUCCUUUUCACCUUUUAUCCUCUGCCCUCAAAUUCGUCUUCAUUACCUCUUCCCUUCUUUCUUCUUUUUCUUCCAACGAUUUACCCCAAUUCUCCACCUCCUUAUUUCGAUACACGGCGGCUGAAGGAUGGCUGACCGAAUCUCCCUCAGAUCUAUGGUGGCCCCAAUUCUCCGUACGGAUGACUCUUGCAACAAGCAGCUCCGGGAAUCAGGGCGGCGGCGCUACGGGCGUCGUCCAGAUCUCGCAGUUGGCCGCAACUCGCCGGUCGAGGCAGGAGCUGGCUGUGGGCGGAGUACAAGAUAGAGAGCGGAAGCGGAAGCAAGCGGAGGUCGAGGUGAGAGGCGUGGCAGAGGAGGGCAGCUAUGAGCGGUGGCGGAGGAGGUGGCGUGCGGAGGUCUCCAUAGCCACCCCCGUGGGGAAACGACAAAGGAAAUGGGUUCGACAUCGUCAAAUUGGAGAGCUGGGGAUUGGGGCUGUGGGUGGAAGGGAAGAUGACAGUAACAUAGAGGAUGAUGGCGAAAAUGGGUUGGAAGGAAGGCCAAUUUCGGGAAAGCAGGAACAGGGAAUUACGACGCCUCUUGUGGCCAAGAAGACGGAUAAGAGAGGUGGGGUUAUAGUGAAUACCGGUGAGUUGAGCAAGAAGGUGAAGAGCGUUAGUUUCAAUGGAACUCCCAUCCGAACUGUGCUUCUAAGAAACAUGAACUACAAAAUAGAACCCAUCUCCUUUAAAACUUCCUCUAUAGUCUUACUACAGAUAAGCUGCGCCACAUUGUUCAAUCUUUCCCUUCUGACAUCCGACAUUUGGGCAGUUGUAAUGAUAUUGUGCACAACGGAGAGAAGGGCCCAGAGAGGAGUCCAGCCAUUGAGGAUACAAAUUUUGACUCAGAAUAUCAACACCUCAUUGGGGAAGAAAAUUCAAGUC